Messenger RNA from Meloidogyne enterolobii, 546 nucleotides. The record is from the annotation of a GenBank genome assembly. Lineage: Eukaryota; Metazoa; Nematoda; Chromadorea; Rhabditida; Meloidogynidae.
GAACAAAUUGAAAUUGAUGAUGAAGAAAAAAGGUUAAAGAGGAAUAAAUAUAGCUGGGAAUACUACCAGAAACAUAAAAAUAAAAAGCAAGAACAAAAUCGAAAUUAUCAACGGAAUUCUGCAAAAUAUAAAGAAUAUAAAAGAGAAUAUGAUCAAAAAUACUACAAUAUUAAUAAAGAAAAGAGGAAAGAGGUUAUGAGAAAAUACCGACAAAGAAAGAAAAAUGAAAAAGAAAUUCUGAAGAAUAAGAGUUUAAACUUGAAAAACGUCCAAUCUGAUAUUGAUGAAGGAAUUUCAUUUGUUAAUCCUCCGAACGAUGAUUUUGGAAACAAAGGUAAAUUACCAGUUGUUUGUGAAGCGAACAUUCAGACUGAAGAAGAAAAUCUUUUCCACCAAGUGGAGCAAGAAGGCGAAUUAGGAACUCAGGCGGAUGAACAAAAUCAAAUUGUGGCUGAAGGUCCAAAUAUUAAAAUGUCAGAGAAUAAAAUAAAUUUAAAUGAUAAAAUUUAUCUUUUUGAUCUGAACGAGAAACCUGAGGAUGAAUAA